UAAUCUGGGAAGAUGGCGAUGUUUACGACAAUCUUGUAAAUAUAGCAAGAUAGCUAGCUAAAAAGAACAGUUUUACAGAGGUAACCAACGGUAGCUACGUAGCACCGUCUCUACUUACGAGGUAAAAGGAAGGACAAGCAGGAGCCAUGCAGGAAGAGAGUGAAGCCGGUCAGGGGUCGGAGGGGGUGGUGGGUCUGGAAGAGCCGAAGAAGAUGACCAGGGAAGACUGGAGGAAGAAGAAGGAACUGGAGGAGCAAAGAAAGCUGGGAAACGCACCGGCUGAAGUGGAUGAAGAGGGAAAGGACAUCAACCCCCACAUUCCUCAGUACAUCUCAUCGGUCCCCUGGUACAUCGAUCCCUCCAAGAGACCCACCCUCAAACACCAGCGGCCCCAGCAGGAGAAACAGAGGCAGUACUCUGCUAUUGGGGACUGGUACAAGAGGGGAGUCCAGGAGAAACCUCUUUGUACAAAAUAUCGGAAAGGAGCGUGUGAGAACUGCGGGGCUCUGACGCACAAGAAGAAGGACUGUCUGGAGCGGCCCAGGAAGGUCGGGGCAAAGUUCACCGGCACAGGUAUCGCGCCGGACGAGCACAGCCAGAUCCAGCUGUCCCUGGACUACGAUGGGAAGAGGGACCGCUGGAACGGCUAUGAUCCCGAAGACCACAUGCGCAUCGUGGAGGAGUAUGCCAAAGUAGACCUGGCAAAACGUACUCUCAAAGCACAGAAACUGCAGGAGGAACUGGCCUCUGGAAAAUUGAUGGAUCAAGCAGAGGAGCGUGAGCAUAACAGCGAGGAUGAGGAUGAAGACAAGUACGCCGACGACAUCGACAUGCCGGGACAGAACUUUGACUCCAAGAGGCGGAUCACCGUGAGAAACCUGAGAAUCAGAGAGGACAUCGCCAAGUACCUGAGAAAUCUGGAUCCAAACUCGGCCUACUACGACCCCAAGACCCGUGCCAUGAGGGAGAACCCGUAUGCCAACACGGGCAAGGUUCCAGAGGAGGUGGGGUAUGCUGGAGACAAUUUUGUGCGCUACACGGGGGACACGAUCACCAUGGCCCAGUCACAGCUGUUCGCGUGGGAAGCCUAUGACAAAGGCUCAGACGUGCACCUGCAGGCCGACCCCACCAAGCUGGAGCUGCUGCACCAGUCCUUCAAGGUCAAGAAGGAGGACUUCAAGGACAUGCAGAAGGAGAGCAUCCUGGAGAAAUACGGGGGCCAGGAGCACCUGGACGCCCCCCCGCGAGAGCUGCUGCUGGCCCAGACGGAGGACUACGUGGAGUACUCUCGCCACGGCGCGGUGAUCAAGGGGCUGGACAAGGCUGUGGCGCGCUCCAAAUACGAGGAGGACGUUCUCAUUAACAACCACACUUGCAUCUGGGGAUCAUACUGGAAGGAUGGCUGCUGGGGCUACAAGUGCUGCCACUCGAUGGUCAAACAGAGCUACUGCACCGGAGACGCUGGCAAGAAAACUGCAAGCAACUCCUGUAUCCCAUUUGAGGAGGGGCUAGAGGAGGACCAGGCAGAAGAACCCAAGUCUUUAAUGGAGAUGCACCAAGAGAAAAUGAAAGAGAAGAAGAAGAAGAAGAAGAAGAACAGAAAACACAAGAAGCAAGACUCGGACAGCAGCGAGGAGGAGGAUGAAGCGAAGAAGAAGGAGAAGCUGAAGAAGGCCCUGAGCGCGGAGGAGCAGCGCCUGAAGCAGGUUGCGGAGCUGAUGCAGAUAGACGAGCGCAAGCGCCCCUACAACAGCCUGCAGGAGGUGAAGGAGCCCACCGAGGAGGAGAUGGAGGCCUUCCGCAUGAAGCGCAGCCGGCCCGACGACCCCAUGGCCUCCUUCCUGGGCCAGUGACCCCCGCACCGCGACUCCUGCGGACACACCACCGAGGACCACGACGCGAAAGCACCGCCUCCUUGUAUACCUGAAAAGGAAAACUAAAAUUGUGGAACAUUAAGACCUCAUGGCUCUGAGCGUCACACUGAGGAUAUCAGUCAUUAGAUUCAUACAGUAUAUGAAAUGCUUCAUUUAUGUUUAUCUGCUUCCCUUUUUUAAUCUUUUUUUUGCAGUUAUCUGUUGUCAUACAGUCUAUUUCCUGGUGUUGCAUUGGAAGUCGGAGGUUUUAAUAUCCGACCUUACUUCAUCCUGAUUUUGACCCUGUUUGUAAAUAUAAGUAAGUGUCUCUUCUCACGCAUGUCUUAGAGACCUUUACAACAGUUUUCUGUCACAUAGACACUUCUCUAUUCGAAACUUUCGC
Messenger RNA from Megalops cyprinoides (Indo-Pacific tarpon), 2256 nucleotides. It is a transcript of the gene slu7, whose product is annotated as SLU7 homolog, splicing factor. Gene Ontology annotation, molecular function: pre-mRNA 3'-splice site binding. The record is from RefSeq and is a predicted model, not a curated record. The transcript has 15 exons. Gene Ontology annotation, biological process: mRNA splicing, via spliceosome. NCBI's taxonomy places the organism in Eukaryota, Metazoa, Chordata, Actinopteri, Elopiformes, Megalopidae. Gene Ontology annotation, cellular component: spliceosomal complex. The coding region runs from base 147 to 1853 and encodes 568 amino acids.